Molecule: messenger RNA, 1971 nt
Organism: Cydia pomonella (codling moth)
Lineage: Eukaryota; Metazoa; Arthropoda; Insecta; Lepidoptera; Tortricidae
Gene: ppk17
Exons: 11
Coding region: 583-1944 (453 amino acids)
Biological process (GO): sodium ion transmembrane transport
Cellular component (GO): membrane
Molecular function (GO): ligand-gated sodium channel activity
Source: RefSeq, a predicted model, not a curated record
AACUACUACGAGAUAUUUCUGGUCCUCCAAAUAAAUCCUCAUACAUGUACUGUAAUUAAAAAUGUAAACCAUCUGAUAAAUGUUACAAAUAUUGUGGAAACAAGACCUAGGUAUUCAAAAUAAACAACAAAAUGACACAUUUCAGGAAGACACUGGGGCCGUGGAGUCGUGACGCCCAUAAACUUUUCCAGAGCCUUAAAAAAAGGCCUUUCCGCAGGGGUCAGAUCUAGGGGACCUAAGAUAGGUGAGUAUAAGUUAUAUUUUUAUUUAGUUCAUACUUAAUGUUAGUAGUAGUUUAUAAGUUUUGUUAUUGUACUUGUUUUUGUUUAUUGAUGAAAUUAAAGGUUAGACAUGACACUGCACUAGUUUACUCAAAGACUUUUUUCACUCAGUCGACAACACUACAAACAAAACCUUGCCCUGCCCUUGCUGAUCUAAUCGCGAAUAUAAGUUCAAUACCACCCUAAUCUUUAUUUACGAUUGCUGUAAACGCUUAUAUCUCUAAGCCGUAGUUGUCUGGACUAACUGCGGUUAAAUGCAGCCGUUUUGACGUAUUUCAACAUGGAGGACGAUUGAGGAAAGAUGUCGAAAGUUUAUCCAGAGUCCGAAGCGCCUUCAGAGACCUUCAAGAAAAAAUGCUACCAGUGCUUGAAAGGACCCAACCUUAUCCGGACGCUCGUUGUGGUGGUAUGCAGCUGCGUAGUUAUACAGCAGAUAACAGCAUGUGUGCGGAAACUAAUCAACAUCCCGAUCACGACCCAUACACACUUCGACUUCAACGAGACGAUCAUGUACCCCAGCCUUACCUUCUGCCGGGAACCACCGUACAAGUACGACAAGAUGGAGGAAUAUGGACUGUAUUCGCACCCUCGGUUCACCUCCGUUUGGCGCAACUUCAACUUUUCCCACGUUACCCUGGACCAUUUGUGGGAAGAAAUAACCUAUAGCAGUGACGAGUUCUUCGUACAAUAUGGUUUUGAUGGGCUAAUAGAAAAUGUGGAGGUGGAAUCAAGUCUUGGUUUCGUGAUGGGCCGAUGUUAUACUCUUACACCGCGGGUGCUGAGCUAUAAGGCAUCCCAAAGCGCCGGGUACUCCCUGACUCUUCGUCACAAUGCCCUAGACAUCGCUAACAGCAUUAGCACCACUCCGCCGGGAUACCACGUCUACGUGCAUUAUUGUAAGGAACCGUUCACUGAAGUGGCAGUGUACAACGGUGGUUUGGUGGACUACUUGUACGUGAACACCGGCGAGACCAUAGACGUGAAGCUGUCAGUGGACCAGUAUCAGAAGAUCAGUCGAGAUCACGAUCCGUGUGUGGACUGGGAGGACUACAGUACAAAUGAGUGCACCACUAAACAUGUGUCAUAUCUGGUAGGCGAGGCUGUUGGCUGCUCCGGACCCUGGAUGCUCAGUGAUCUUCCCCGUUGCGACAACUACAAUGACAUGAGAAGUCUUAUCACGGAAUAUACAGGUAUGUACGAGGACCACAACUCCACUAGUUGUCCCCGCAUCUGUCGUUCUUACCUUUACAAUGCCUUUGUAACAUUCCGGAGGAGCGACUACACAUGGGAUUCCUUGAAGAAGGUGUGGGCUCUAAACUCCGGUGUUUCCACUUUGGAGACACAUCUGUACAUCCACUUCAACACUAUGAUGGUGUCCGUGUACGAGGAGCGAUACAAUUAUGACUGGAACUUAUUCCUGUCCGACCUCGGUGGAAGUAUUGGGUUCCUUCUAGGCCUCUCCGUUGUCGGCCUCAUGUCAAUGUUCGGCAAGUUAUGGGGCAUUACAGUUAAGCCCUUUAUCAAACCGAGAGACGCACUAAACAAUCCCGGGUCUGCCGCCACAGCCGACGUUAAGACCGUCUCUAAAGACCUGGCCAUGGAUCUGGACUAUUUGAAGAAAUGUCAAGAAUGGAAUAUGAAAAACGAUUGUAAUGAAAAAUGAGGAAUUUAUUAUAUUCAUGAGCAUUUA